UCCUUCUCCUCUUCCUCCUCACCCCGGUGUGUGUGCUGCACCUGCGCCCCGCCUGCCCUCCUCCUCCCUCCCCGCUCUGCACCUCUCCACCCACCGGCCUGUUUCCUCCUCGUCACCGCUGAUGCCUCCCGGUCGUGUUUCACUCGUUUAAAGCCGAACGACUGCACCUCUCCACCGGCUUCCGAAACCAGAGCCACCCGGUGUUAUAUCAGCAGGACUCCCCCCAGCCUUUAAGCAUGUGGAACACCGAGCGAUAAGCACAGAGGGUGAAAGCCGGGAGGGAAAUGCAGGACAGCGGCAAACCAGCACCCGGGAGUCCCGAUGUAGUCAGUGCGAGCUCGGCGCAGAAGUCAGCCCAUCUGAAAGGGCAUAGCAUCACUCAAAAUGGCCACAGCGCCGCAGCUACACCUGCUCCAGAGUUCGAAUUCCGACCUCCAAGUCCUGCACUCCCUUCGACCCCGAUCAUCCCGAGGGAGCAGUGGGGAGGGAAGUACGAGUUCCUGCUCUCCUGUCUUGGAUACUGCGUGGGACUGGGCAACGUGUGGCGGUUCCCAUACCUUUGUUACCGCAAUGGAGGAGGUGCGUUUCUCAUCCCCUACUUCAUUAUGCUCUUUGUUACUGGCGUUCCACUCUUCCUCAUGGAGCUGAGUUUAGGCCAGUACGGAGCCGCCGGCCCCAUCACUGUGUGGAAAUGCUGCCCUCUGCUCAAAGGUAUUGGCAUUGGGAUGCUCUGUGUGUCCACGCUGGUGUGUCUCUACUAUAACGUCAUCAUAGCGUGGACAUUUUACUACCUGGGCAGCUCUUUCCAGAGCCCACUGCCCUGGUCCUGUGAGGCUUUGGCCAAUGCAGGUCUCUGUGGUAACAACAACACGGGCAACAGCUCCACCGGUAAAACCCUCAGCCCCACCGAAAUCUUCUGGAAUGAGCGUGUGCUGGGUGUAGUACACAGCGAAGGCCUUCAUGACCCGGGCCCUGUUCGGUGGCAACUGGCCCUGUGCCUCCUGGCUGCCUGGAUCAUCAUCUUCCUGUGUAUGCUCAAGGGCAUCCGCAGCUCUGGCAAGGUGGUUUAUGUAACAGCCACCUUCCCGUACUUUGUGCUCCUUGUUCUGAUCAUCAGAGGUGCGACACUGGAGGGCUCCCUUCAGGGUGUUGCCUUCUACCUCACCCCGGACUGGGGCAGACUAUCUAAUGCACAGGUGUGGAAUGACGCGGCCUCACAGGUCUUCUACUCCUUAGGUAUUGGAGUCGGAGGGCUGCUUUCUAUGGCCUCUUACAAUAAGUUCGACAACAACGUCAUCAGGGAUACCUUGAUUAUCACGACAGGAAACUGCACCACCAGCUUCUUAGCGGGAUUUGCUAUAUUCUCAAUCCUGGGCCACAUGGCUUGGAGGAAGGGGGUACCUGUUGGAGAGGUGGCUGAUACGGGUCCUGGUUUGGCCUUUGUUGCUUACCCAGAGGCCCUUGCUCUCCUGCCAGGCUCGGUGUUCUGGUCCAUCCUGUUCUUCAUCAUGCUCUUUAUGCUUGGUAUUGAUACACUGUUUGGCAACAUGGAGGGCAUCACAACCGCCGUGAUAGAUGAAUUUCCACAGCUCAGAGGGAACGCGCUGCACAAGUCGCUGUUCUUGGGCGUGCUGUGUUUCUGCUUCUACCUUAUGGGUCUCUUGUUAGUGACCAACGGAGGGAUUUACUGGUUCACCCUCAUUGACUCCUUCAGCACUAGCUUCGGCCUCAUCAUCAUCACCCUCUUCAUGUGCAUUGGCAUCUCCUUCUUCUAUGGAGUCAACCAGUUUUGUCAAGAUAUUCUUGAUAUGAUCAACCCCUGCCCUCCCUGGUGCAGAAAAGUGCUGCUUUACUUCAAAGCAUGCUGGGUUUUCUUCACUCCGGUUCUUCUACUGCUCAUCCUGACGUACAUCUUCAUUGAGAUGUACAGAACGUCCCUCCACUACGGGUCCUACGUGUACCCUCUGUGGGGUAAAGCGCUGGGCGUGUGCAUCGGUGCGACCUGCUGCCUGCAGAUCCUCAUCUGGGCCAUUGUGGCCAUCUGCAAGGAAACUGGAACACUGAGAGAACGUUUCCAGAAAUCGAUUCGACCUCUGAAUUCCUGGAGAGUUAACAACCUGAACAGCACCAGGGCAGCCCAGGAGAGUGUGGAGCCCGAGAGGGUGGAGGCUCCGUUCACUGUCACGCUUACAGACAUGGACUUCAAUGCGAUGACGUGGGAGGAGGGAUACCAGGCGUGACAGCGUGGAGAGCGGCGAUGAAAGCACAGCAUUGAGCAAACUACGUUGUCAAGAGGGAGAGGAAUUUAUCGUUAAGACAUUGGCCCCGAGCCUGGCUCUGGUGGCGAAACAGACGGUGUCCUGCAGGGCAGAGUGGAUGAAUUGCUUUAUUUAUACUAUCAUGUAUGAUUGCAAAGUAUUUUUUAACUUUUUUUUUACAUUGUGUAGCAUAUAAGAUCGGAGCUGUAAAGUUUGGAUCAAACUCAUUUUUCAUUGUAGUAUUUGUAUGUGCAUAUGCCUGAAUGUGUAUUUAUUGUCAUAGCUGUGUAGUACAAUGAAUGCACAGAUUUAGUUUAUCCUGUACAAGGAGGAGGGACAAAGUGCAGGGAAUCCUGGCUGCUACUCGCCACAGCAUCACCUGGAGAAGUGACCACACCAGUCAUCAGCCGGCCAGACUAAAUUGGGUUCACUCUAGUGAACCUCAGUCUGGAACUAUUUUAAUUUGUUUUACAUUUUAAAUUAAGGAUUUUAAAAAUGAUUCCUAGUAUAAAUAAAGGUACCAAAAAUGGCUUGACAAAUUAA
This is a messenger RNA of Pleuronectes platessa (European plaice), 2801 nucleotides long. RefSeq names its product solute carrier family 6 member 7 (gene slc6a7). NCBI's taxonomy places the organism in Eukaryota, Metazoa, Chordata, Actinopteri, Pleuronectiformes, Pleuronectidae. The record is from RefSeq and is a predicted model, not a curated record. Gene Ontology annotation, biological process: sodium ion transmembrane transport. The transcript is spliced from 14 exons. The coding region runs from base 285 to 2240 and encodes 651 amino acids. Gene Ontology annotation, cellular component: membrane. Gene Ontology annotation, molecular function: L-proline transmembrane transporter activity.